Acanthosepion pharaonis is the source of this 870-nucleotide messenger RNA. The record is from the annotation of a GenBank genome assembly. Lineage: Eukaryota; Metazoa; Mollusca; Cephalopoda; Sepiida; Sepiidae.
AUGCACUUUUUCCAUUGGCCUCCUUCAUUUUUCCUCAAAUAUGCCACUAUUGCCAAAGUUGCUGGAGAAAUGAGUCCUCCUAUAGACAUUCAUCACCAUGUCUUCGGCUUCCCAUCGAGAAAAACUUCCUACAUCUUCAUCUCCCUUGAAGAUCCUUCCAUAUGCUUCUCAGCUUCCCCAUGCCUUGUGGCAUUUCUCAGUCUUCUUUCCAGAGGUAUAUCUCCUUUCACAUCAUUAGCUAUCGCCUCCAGGCGCCGUUUCAAUUCUGUUAGCGGGGAGUCUCGUUUUCUUCAUCCCAUUCAUACGACUCUUCGUCUGCAGUACUCCCUUGCUCUUCAGGCAAUUCCUAACUACAUAGCCUUUCUCUCUACAGCCAUAACACUCAGUCCCUUUAAACUCUCUCACCAAGUGACUACUACACCCACACGUCCAACACACCUUUUCUCCUUGGUUCUUCUCACUUUUCGCUGCACUGGAGCCUGCUGGGGCCAUCCAACCUCUUCUGUUUCUUCAUGGGGUGGCCUUUUCACUACAUGCAUCUAUUCCUUUCCUUUCUUCCUUAUAAAUAGGAAUACACCAGAUGUCAGACUAGAAUUCAGUAGCCUCCUCAGGAUCAGGACGGAUUGUGUUCCUUUUCUCACCACUGAAAGUUCAGAAAAACAAAUUAUUCAAAGCUUAUUUCUAUCCUUCUUUCUCUGCUUCGGCUUCGUCUACUCACCAUGGUGCCGCACACCGAUCCUUACAAGGUCGUUUUCGCAAUCUCCUGAUAUCAAGGUUCUCUUUUUCUUUCUUGUUCUUUUCUAUCCAGUCGCUCACCAAAACGAUACCCUCUUGCAUGCAACAUUUGUUACGCCAACCCAAACUAUUUAG